Mytilus trossulus (common blue mussel) is the source of this 1682-nucleotide messenger RNA. RefSeq lists its product as uncharacterized. The transcript has 3 exons. Lineage: Eukaryota; Metazoa; Mollusca; Bivalvia; Mytilida; Mytilidae. The coding region runs from base 131 to 1369 and encodes 412 amino acids. The record is from RefSeq and is a predicted model, not a curated record.
UACCUGCAUUUCCCUGAAACAACGAACUUUCAUUUUCAACACCUAAUGUCAGUUUGAGUCUGCUGCAACUUGAUAACCUUAGACUGAGGCUACGUCCUUGAUAUUUUGUUACUCCCAACAAUAAUUAAGAAUGCCCAAAAAAAGAAGAAAGCCAUCAGUUUGCCAAAGAAGAAAGUACCAUUAUGAUAAUUUGAGGAAACCAAAACUGGAUAUCGAUAUUGUAAACACUAACCAGCCUUCUGGCUUGACCUGUACACCAGUAGAUCAUGUAAUGCCAAAGAGGAAGAAGGGAAGUAACUUAAAAAAACAGGUUAAAAAGAAAAAGAAGCCAUUGCCAGCUGUUGAUCCUAUCAUGGAGGAGAUUUCUUUUUUAGUUUCAAACCAGACUGAUGAUGCAAUUGUCAAGAUUGAACUCAAUGAGGACAUUUCUAUUGCAUCAGAUGAAGACCAAAGGGAACUUUUAUUAGGUGAACAUAAAGACCACACAUAUACAUCAAAAGAACAGCCACUUGAGAUGGAAUAUACAGGUAAUCAGGACUUUGAUUGUCAGGAGGACUUUUUUGUAGCACCUGUGGAAGGCACAGAGCAACAGAUCAUCCAAGAAAUAGAGAUAUUUUCAGUGUAUCAGUCACCGAAUGAACUUGCAGAACCUUCUCUAUCUCCCUUUAAGACUUUGUGCUGUUUGCUACAAAUUAGAAUUAGUGAUCCAUAUAUUUUUACCUGUACAGAUAAUGAAAUUCGUAUAGUUGAACUGUACCAGAUCAGUAGCAAGAACCUUAGUAUAAAACUCACAGUUAUCAUUGACAGUAGAUUUUGUGCCAAUAUAUAUGUACAUAGGAAGGAAGUUCCAAGAGACAAUUCUUUUUGGACAGGACUGCCAAAUAUAUAUGAUAGCAUAGAAUCUGUAACAAAGUUAUUAUCACGUCUUAGUUGGUUUUCUGUCUGUGUUGGAAAUCCUGAUGAGAAAUAUCAAUACAUUACGCCAGUUGGAUGUGGAAUCAGUACCCAGUACUCCAGUACGAUUCGCAGCUUCAGGGAAGGUAACUUCAGUGCCACAUCAGCUGGCUCUGGUGAAUACACAUCAUCAAUAAGAUCUGUUCAUUGUUCAUUGUUAGUCAAAGGAAACCGCUGUUCACAAUGUAUGGAUGACCGUCUCAUGUUAAGAAAGAGACAUCAAAGAGCUGUAGAGCGUCAGAAAUCGCCUCUAACAGAUUUUGUUCACAAGACAAUAAAACAUGAAAGCAUGACUAGAUCAAACCUAAUUGAAAAAAUCAACCAGCAACGAGAUGAAAUAAAGUCAAUGUCAUUAGAAAUUAAGGAACUAAAGAGAAAGUCUCAGCAGGAAAGUCUCAAGAAUGGAGCUUCAUAAUAAGAUGGUCCAGUUAAUUGAAUUAAAAGACUGAAAAUGUACAUUGUAAACUAAAAAUAAUUUAAAAAAUCAUCACUAGGGUAUCUAGUUUUUAAAAUGUGUCUGAUGACCCUGCCCUUCAACCAAAAUGGACAACAUGGCUUAAAUUACAACAUAAGGGUAACAUGCAGUUUUUGGCUUAUAUCUCUGAAACUUAAUUAGCAUUUAGAGCAAAUAGCACAUGUGGCAAAAAUGUUCAUCAGAUUUAGAUUUGUCUGCCCUGAAAUUUUUAGACCAAUCGGACAACCUGUUGUUGGGUUGCUGCCCCUGAGUU